Molecule: messenger RNA, 1139 nt
Organism: Microbotryum saponariae
Lineage: Eukaryota; Fungi; Basidiomycota; Microbotryomycetes; Microbotryales; Microbotryaceae
Source: the annotation of a GenBank genome assembly
AUGAGUCCCACACUGGGCAUUGCCUCGCUUUCUUUAGGUUCGUUCGAGCACCACACGUUGCCGAGCAAGAUCGCCGCCGCCGCCCAAGCGGGGUUCCAACACAUCGAAUUGUUCGACAAUGACUGGGCCGCGUUCUGUGACUCGUGGUCCGAGGCCCAAGGUCUGCCCAAGUCGACGCGCGACGGCGAUUCGACGAGUCGAUUUGCGGCCGCGGCGUUGGCCGAUCUCGUGCGAUCAUAUGGCCUUCGGAUCAGCUGCUGGCAACCGUUGCGCACCUUUGAGGGCUACGUCGACGCCGAGGAUCGACGCAAGUCGAGGGAGUUUGCUCGAGGUAUCUUGGACAUCUUGCCCAUCCUCGGUACACGGUUACUCCUCCGCUGCACGACCACGACCCCUGCUCCUGCGACGACCGGCGACCUCGAUCGCUGCGCCGAAGAUCUUGCCUGGCUUGCCGACGAAGCCGCCAAGUGCGAUCCGCCCGUCCGAGUCAUGUAUGAAGGUCUUUCAUUCGCGGCACAUCGAAGGAGUUGGCAAAGCGCAUGGGAAGUCGUCGAAAAGGCGAAUCGACCCAACCUCGGCCUUUGCCUAGACUCGUUCAACACCCUCGCGCUCGAAUGGGCCGAUCCUUACUCGUCAACCGGGCGCCUUUCCCCUGACGUGGAUGAGAAGCUGCAAGCCAACAUGCGCGAAUUAGUUCAAUGGGUAUCCGGUCACAAUAUCUUCUUCUACCAAGUCGCCGAUGGUCGCUUCAUGUCCCCGCCAAUGACACCCCCGACGGACCCUUCGAUCCCACCUAUCCGGCCUUGGUCUCGAGGGAACCGUCUCUUCCCCCUCGAGAACAAGCUCGGCGCCUACCUUCCCGUUUCAACCUUCUCCGAUGCCGUCGUUCAAACCGGUUACGAUGGACCUUGGUCACUCGAGGUAUUUAACGAAUCCCUCUCGAGUGACGACCCCAAUGUCCCUAUCGAGCAUGCAAGGAGGGCGAUGAAGGGCUUGUCCAAGGCAAUUGCGGCGGCUUAUGCUCGCGACUCGACUUCAGAUCGUGAGUUACCUGGUGAUCUCGACUUUUGGUCCAGACACAUGAGCCUAACAGGGUCCGUCCUUUCUAUUCCCCUCCAGGUGCCACCCACAAGCUUUGA